AAUUUAGCACAAACUGUUGAGCCGCGACGCUAGCGACAUCUUUACGAAUUUGUUUUAGUUUAUUUUUUUACACACUUUGUUAACCUGUUACCAGUGUCUACUGUGCUAAAACUGCGAUUUUAGUGUUAAUUAUAUGUUCUUUAGAGUGUGACCUAACAUAAUAAGUAAUUAUGUCAAAGUGAUUAACUCAUUAAUUACCUACAAUAAUCUCUUUGGAUAAUCUAGGAGUUGGAAGUGUGAUCACAGUCUGCAGUUUAAAACAGUUCCAACGGGAUAACUUAUUAAUGUAAAGGUUAACAAAAUCGCUGAUAAUGUCAAUAGCGCGUUUCUGCCCUACAAAGGCUGAACUACAAACUACAUAGCAGAUGAGUAAUGCAACUGCUCAGACAUGGUCGUGCUACUCAGGAGCAUAGGUGCCUUACUAUGCCUGACUGCAGUCGCAGGAACCCUGGACUAUGAGGACAAUGACCCGGGAGGUCUGUGCAACGUGUGUCUCUGCAGUGAAGACCUCGUCAGUGUGGACUGCUCCAGCCUUGGACUGACUGACAUCCCUCCUGGGGGUAGUUCCAAGGUCCAGAGGCUAAAUGCUUCCAACAAUGAAAUCACAUCAUUUCCGAGAAAUCUGAACAGGUUUCCCAACUUAGGAACACUAGAUUUAAGCGGAAACCAGCUAAGUACUCUGCCUGCAGAUGCGCUGUUCAACCUGACCAAUCUGGACCUGUUGAAUUUGUCCAGAAACGCAUUCGAAGUGUGGCUCAACUUGAACCCCAACGAAGUAUUACUACUAGCAACAAGUUUACGAGUCCUCGAUUUAUCAAAUAACCGAUUUACUUCACUUGGAAACUUAGAAAAUCAAGAACUUUUUGUCAGUAACAGUCUAGAGAUAUUAAUUUUGGAAAAAUGUGCCAUCGCAACUAUUCACGGAAGAUCGCCACUCCUUGGAUUGAGCAAUUUGAAAGUUCUCAGGCUCAGCCAUAAUCCGUUAAGAAGAAUCCACAGCCUUAUGUCUUCAACCUUAAGGCUGUUGGAUGUUAGCAACUGCCAGCUCAGCUAUAUCCAUCAUGAUUCCCUCGUCAGCCUUCCGUCACUGAUUACUUUGCAAAUGUCGCACAAUUUUCGCCUAGUUUUAGCAACAACUACUGAAACUCUUUUAUCAGAUUCAUUGAGGUAUCUCGAUAUUUCCUAUUGCAACGUUAUGCAACCGAGCCUCGAAGGCUUCCCAAAUCUAAGAAAGGCGUACAUCAGUCACAACAUGGUACGAUACCUCACUAGCAUGGAGUUUGUUAACAAUACAAAGUUAGAAUAUUUAGACCUCUCCUAUAACAGUAUUAGUUCAAUAAAACGUGACACAUUCCGAGGAUUACUCAAGCUAAAAUACCUAGAUUUGUCUUGGAAUGAAAUACCCGCUCUACCGGAAGACGCUCUUCUUGAAACUCCAGAGUUAUCUCAGAUUAACCUAUCAAGAAACUACUUUACAAAGGUAGGACAUUUGAAGUCUCUAUCAGUAACCGUGAUGGACAUGAGCCAAUGUGAAAUAAGUAUGAUCGGAAAGGAUUCCUUGGAAGGCUUGCAGUCUUUGAUUGACAUCAAUUUGUCUCGAAAUCUACUUUCACACAUACCUGACAGCAUAUCUUCAAAUACCUUACAAAAACUAAACCUAAACUAUAAUCGCAUCAGUGCAGUAAAUAACUACACAUUCUUCAUGCUGCCUCGGCUCACCUCUCUGUCGGUGACUGGAAACCGAUUCACAACAAUAUGGCACAAGGCAUACUUCCAGUCCAACCCGUACCUCGACAACUUAGAUUUAGACGACAAUAUGUGGCGGUGUGACUGCUCCUACAAUAAUAUGUAUGACUUUUUCGAAUAUGUAACUCUGGAGCCAAAUAAGAAAGAAGAAUCCUAUAAGCUGAUUUGCAACAGUCCCUCGGAGUUGUUCGGUAAGACCUGGUUCGACGCGUGCUACAUGACCUGGGUGCCGGGCCAGCAAACCAUGAAUGCGGAUGGUGUGGUGUGGUUCUUGUUCAGCGUAAUUGUUGGAUUAACGUUAGUAUUCCUAGUUGUGUCAGCAGUAAAAAGAUCGAUGAAGAGAAGGCUAGAAGCGAUACAGGCAGAAAGGGAGAGACAGGUGGAAGAAGCGAGAGACAGGCUGCGACAGAUGAGGAUACGUGCCGAGCAGGAGGCGCAGUGCAAUGCACCUGACCCUCGAGACCUGGUGCCCCCGCCCUCGUACAUCGAGGCUCUCUCCAUGCCCAAGCUCAACACCUCCUGCUAUUCCCUCAACGAGGCUGGCUCAGGCAAGUCAAAGAAACGAAGAGGCCGCAGAAAAACGAAAUCAAGCGGAGAUCUUUUAGAAGAAACUGAACGGAAUGGCGAUGUAAGGGAUGAGUUUGAAAUGGUUGAAAAUACUGACGACAGACGCAGAAGGCGGCGGAGAAGAUCAGCCAAGUAUGGGAGUCAUGAGAUAGCCGAGCUGGACCAGUCGCCCGGGGCGCGGCGCCGCAGGAUGUCGGAGUACGAGGCGGGUGCUGACAGCAUCACGGUGGAAGUUGAAGCUGAAAUGGAAAGGCCUCUGAGGCCGAGAAAUAGGAGGAAUUCUAUAGACGACGACGAACCACGUGAGAGUGACUUUUAAAAUAUUUUGAUGUAAGACUUUUCAGAGGAAUAGGUAAAUUGUACAUAAUAUUUUGUUAAUUUAAUUUAUAAUAAGUAAGUAAUAAAGUAGUAUUGUAUUUUUUUAAAGUGUCAAUAAACUUAAAAUGUUUCUGUAUAGUUACCGUCUUAGUUAUUCACAUAAAUAUAAUAUAUAUUUUGUU
This is a messenger RNA of Plutella xylostella (diamondback moth), 2813 nucleotides long. RefSeq lists its product as uncharacterized. Lineage: Eukaryota; Metazoa; Arthropoda; Insecta; Lepidoptera; Plutellidae. Gene Ontology annotation, molecular function: protein binding. The record is from RefSeq and is a predicted model, not a curated record. Gene Ontology annotation, cellular component: extracellular matrix.